ACUCGCUGCAACACGUCUUGUCAACCUUGCAGUUUACGCGUGGCCCAGGGAGACAGUGACAGGCUAGUGAAAGAGGUUGGAGUAGCUGGAUGUAAAGGCAAAAUAAUCGAAAUUCUAAAUUGUACAUAUCAGUGGAUUUUAAGGCAAUCCAAUAAGAGUGGACGUUGAAGUGAAAUUUAUGUUCCAAUCGGGAACUCUUCCCUCAACAUGAGGGGCCGUCAAUGAUUCAGGCAUUGAACAAACAUGUUGCGAAGUUCCAUAUCCUUAUUUUAAGUAUUGGGUUAGAGCACUCAGCGCAAUUACGCACGGCAUCAUAAUGGUUUCAUUUUUGGAUAGACGUGCCCCUGCGUUGUUCCUCGUAUGGGGCUACUGCGUCCUGGCGGACACAGUAUUUUCUAACUUUACCCUGGACAAUGAGGUCCACUCGAGUUUCAUCCACCGGCGGCUGAAAAGCCAGGAGCGCAGGGAGAUGCAGCGGGAAAUCCUUUCGAUACUCGGGCUCCCACAUCGGCCGCGACCGCAUCUCCACGGGAAGCACAACGCCGCCCCAAUGUUCAUGAUGGACCUGUACAAUGCCAUGUCCACAGAGGGGGAAGAGGACGCGUACUCCUAUCCAUACAAACCCGUCUUCACCACCCAGGGGCCGCCGAUAGCAACUCUACAGGACAACAACUUGCUAAACGACGCAGACAUGGUUAUGAGCUUUGUCAAUUUAGUGGAGCACGAUAAGGAGUUUCUCUCGGUUCGGCGGCACCACAGAGAGUUUCGUUUCGACCUAUCACGUAUCCCCGAUGGGGAAGCGGUCACCGCUGCAGAGUUCCGCAUCUAUAAGGACUUCAUCCACGAGCGCUUUGAGAAUGAGACCUUCCGCAUCAGUGUCUACCAGGUGCUGAAGGAACACAACGACAGGAAGUCGGACCUGUUUCUGUUGGACUCGCGGGUCAUCUGGGCGGCUGAGGAGGGGUGGCUGGUGAUUGAUGUGACAUUGACCAGUAACCACUGGGUUCUGAAUCCUGGACACAACCUGGGCCUGCAGCUGGCUCUGGAGAGCACUGCCGGUGAGAGUGUGAACCCGCGGAUGGCAGGGCUGAUCGGCCUCAGUGGUCCUCAGAAUAAACAGCCCUUCAUGGUGGCCUUCUUCAAAGCCACAGAGGUGCACCUGCGCAGCAUCCGCUCAGCACCAGGGGGCACCAAACAACGCAACCCCAACCGCUCCAAAGGGGCCAACAAGGGCCAGGAGGCACUCCGAGUGACCAACAUCGCAGAGAACAGCAGUGCUGAUCAGAAGCAGGCAUGCAAGAAACACGAGCUCUAUGUCAGCUUCAGAGACCUGGGGUGGCAGGACUGGAUCAUAGCUCCAGAGGGCUAUGCAGCUUAUUACUGUGAGGGAGAGUGUGCCUUCCCUCUCAACUCCUACAUGAAUGCCACUAACCACGCCAUCGUGCAGACACUAGUCCACCUAAUAAACCCAGACACCAUUCCUAAGCCCUGCUGUGCUCCCACCCAGCUCCAUGCCAUCUCAGUGCUCUACUUUGACGACAGCUCCAAUGUCAUCCUCAAGAAGUACCGCAACAUGGUGGUCAGAGCCUGUGGCUGCCAUUAGACUACAGCCAACCUCGAACCCUCACAACACACACACACAUUCCUGCCUCUAAAUAACCCUCAACGCACGUGACUUUCAUCUAGAGACUUGAAUGGACACAUGAAUGAACUACAUGUCCUAGAGUGCCUUGCCGUGCUGCUGGAUAGGAGCUACAUGAGGACUGGCAGACAAUCAUGAUUAUUGAGUCCAACUUGGAGCACACACAACCCCCCCCCCCCCACACACACACACUCUGUGCUUUCUACUGUGUAUGAGACAUUUUAAGCAGUGAUUGUAUAGUAAUACACAGUCAACAAUAUUUUGUUAAUGUCAAUAUGUUUUCUGUGUAGUUAAAGGUGUUUUUCUAGAUAUUUUUGAUCUAUAUAGUUUUUGUAUGCUUUUUAUGACUGAAGGACUAGGCUUUAGGAAGUGUGGAUGCUCUAUGGACUUUUCAUGUACAUUACUGUGUAAAUAGUUUUUCAAACAAAGAGAAGCGUAUUUAUUUCCUGGUCUUGGGAAUGUUAAGGGUAGGUUCAAUGUUUCUCCUCUGUACUCCAGUGUCUACAUGUACUGUAUGUCCUGCACAGUACAGUGUUAAAUCUAUCAUCAGUACGGACCUAUCAUUACACUCUUGUCAUGGGAAACAACUCUGCCCUUGCCUCUCCAUAUCCCAAACAUUGUCUUAAUGUUACUCUGAUGUCAUACGCACACUAGUGUAUUGACUCAGAUAUAGAAAGAAAAUGGAUAGUUCUCUUUAGAAAAAACGACAUAUGCAUUAAUAUAGCUCUGUUUAUAAGCCAGGGUUAAACAAGUGUCACACAAGUCAUUGAGAAACAAUAAUACAGAGGGUUUCAGAAAAACAGACGAAGGGGGAUUGAGAGAGAUAGAUAUGUGUAUCUGUGUUCCAGGUCAUUUUAGGAUGAACUGUUUUUCUAUCCUCUGCCGUGAAGUCUACCUUAUUUAAGAGGACUAUUUAUUGAGAGCCGAGAAGGCCGGUAUUCUCUGCCAACGCAGCAUCUUAUUAACUCACAAAAGUCUUUGUUUUACUGCAAAACUGGUUCAAGAAAAUGGGAGGAAGCAUCACUGACUUUCUGGUGUCGGGUUUCUUUUCCCUAACCAACAGCACACUUUCCUCUCAUCUCUCCUCUUUGCGUUCUAUCCUUUCUCGUCUUUCCUCACCUCUCUCACUGCUCUCCCCUCUCUUCACUUUCCUCUCUCCUCUCCCCCCUCUCCUCUCCCCUCUCUCCCCUCUCCUCCUCACCCCUCUCCUAAAUAGCGUUUCAAUCGGUGACGUCACUUGCUCUGAGACCUUGAAGUAGUUGUUCCCCUUGCUCUGCAAGGGCUGCGGCUUUUGUGGAGCGAUUGGUAACGAUGCUUCGUGGGUGACUGUUGUUGAUGUGUGCAGAGGGUCCCUGGUUCGCGCCCGGGUAUGGGCGAGGGGACGGUCUAAAGUUAUACUGUUACACUAGCUAUUAGCUACUAGCUUUGUUAUGUUUUGGUAGCGGAGCACUGGAUAAUUAUAGCUAGUUGGCUAAGCUUUGAUCAGCAUGAAUAUCUGAAAAUGGCUGGGCAUCAUUUUGAGUGUGAUGCCAAGCUCACCGAGCAGUCUGCAGACCUGGCCACUGAGGUUGAGGGGCCUAGCAUUAAAUGUAAUACCCGCCCAACCCCCCACGCCGUCUGCUGACCAACAUGAUCGAAAAGAGG
This is a messenger RNA of Oncorhynchus masou masou (cherry salmon), 3286 nucleotides long. RefSeq names its product bone morphogenetic protein 7-like. NCBI's taxonomy places the organism in Eukaryota, Metazoa, Chordata, Actinopteri, Salmoniformes, Salmonidae. Bases 317 to 1603 code for a protein of 428 amino acids. The record is from RefSeq and is a predicted model, not a curated record. Gene Ontology annotation, biological process: BMP signaling pathway. Gene Ontology annotation, cellular component: extracellular region. Gene Ontology annotation, molecular function: growth factor activity; cytokine activity. The transcript is spliced from 7 exons.